UUCACUGUGGUUGGUCAAGACUGCAAUGAUACAACUGACCCACAGGAUCACAACAGCUGCUUUGUGAUGUUACAUUUUUCUUUUAACUACUAGCUGCUCAUUUUCAGUAUGGAGAUAUUUAUUAAUUUGCCUCUGACUUUAUGCACACUUUAUUUGUUAAUGAGUUGUAGCUCAAUCGUGAAGGCGUCAAAGAGGCCAUGGACAACUGCUGAUAAUGGAUCUUUCUGGCGGGGCAGUGGAGCUGGGACAAGGAGGACCAGAGCUGUAAAUAGACCGAUACCCAUCAACUGUAUGCUGGGGAGGUGGUCAACUUGGACCGCCUGCAACUCCUGCACAGACAAAAAGUUCCGUUUCCGAUCCCUGGAGAAGCCCUCACAGUUUGGUGGCACAGAGUGCAUCGAGACACUGUGGGAGAAGCUGGCGUGUCCAGCAGCAACCACACAGUGUCUGGUGCCUGAUUACUGUGGAGAGAGCUUCACCUGCAAAGAAACUGGGCGCUGCAUCAGCCAGUCCCUUCGCUGUAAUGGAGAGUCAGAUUGUUAUGAUUUUUCCGAUGAAGACGACUGUGAAAACGUCAACCGGAGAGACGACAAGUGUUCAACACUGAUACCAAUACCUGGUGCUGAACGUGGCACUCAAGGCUACAACAUCUUGACUGCAGACUUUGUGGAUCAUGUACUUGACGCGCAAUACUUUGGAGGAAAGUGUGAAUACGUCUACAAUGGUGACUGGAGGAAAUUCACCUAUGAUUCAUUAUGUGAGAACCUGCACUACAAUGAUGAUGAGAAGAACUACAGGAAGCCUUACAACUACCAUGCCUACCAUUUUGUGGCUGAAGCUACAUCACAGGGCUCCACGGAAUAUUAUGAGGAUAUGGCGAACAUGCUGAAAGCAAGAAAAGAAAUGAGUUCUUCUAAUGCUGGCGUAUCCAUUGGGAUUUAUUAUGUGGAAGCAGGACUGAGUGGAAGUGAGGAAUCUGAGUUUGUCCGGAACAUAACACAGUAUAACAGCCAGGAUCUAGGGUUUGUUAGGCUUUGGUCCAAAGUGCAAACGGCUCACUUCAAAAUGAGGACUAAUAAGUUGAUGCUUCAUGAAGAUUUCUACAUUUCACUCAUGGACCUCCCCGAGCUGUAUGACUUUGGGAUGUACUCCCGCUUCUUCAACACAUUUGGCACCCAUUAUGUCACAGAGGGAACUAUGGGAGGAACCCUUGAAUAUGUUGUGGUUGUCAACAAAACAUCUAUGGCAAAAUCAAAGCUUGAGGGUGAACAAGCUGGUGGAUGCAUUGGUGCCUCUAUUGGAAUAAACUAUCCCAUCAGUAGUGCUGCAACAUUAGGUCUCAAAGUGGGAGUGAAUCCCUGUGACAAAGAAGGAAAAUUUGAACAAGGCAGUGACUCCAGCUCAGCUGUGAUUGAGGACAUUUUUACUCUAGUGAAGGGGGGGAUUGUAGACAGAAGCAGUGGCGUGUUGGUUAUUAGGAACCCUGAAACCUACCGGAAGUGGGGAGCGAGCCUCAAAUACAACCCAACACUCAUCGAAUAUGAGACCAUGCCAAUUUAUGAGCUUGUGCGCCUCAGCACAGCUGCUGACCAUGUAGGGGCCAGACUGGACAACUUACGGAGGGCUUGGGAUGAGUAUCUGCAGCACUUUGACUCCUGUCGCUGUGCUCCCUGCAGGCACAAUGGGAUCCCCGCCCUCACAGGUACUUCCUGUAAAUGCGUCUGUAAGUCGGGCUACCGGGGAGAGGCCUGCGAAGAGACUCUCAGAAGAGAUACCAAGACAGAUGGGGCUUGGUCUUGCUGGGGGACCUGGUCAUCCUGUGCAUCAGGGAGCAAGACUCGGACAAGAAGCUGUAAUAAUCCUGCACCUCAUGGUGGCGGAGCGGCCUGCCUGGGCUCAUCUUCUCAGACUCAGCGCUGUUAGAGGAAUGUUUCCUUCAGAAGUGCUAAUUCAAAGUAAUCUAUUAAGCAUUUUUUCCAUUGAUAAAAACUUUCACAAUCCUUUUGUAAAUGUCAGAACUCUCAGAAAUAAAAUCUGUGUUCCCUAUCAGGACACAAUGUAUGACAAACUGUACUUCAAGCAAGGAAUAAAUGUGUUAUUCAGGCUCUGCUA
Messenger RNA from Scatophagus argus, 2112 nucleotides. It is a transcript of the gene c8a, whose product is annotated as complement component 8, alpha polypeptide. Gene Ontology annotation, biological process: immune response. The transcript is spliced from 11 exons. Gene Ontology annotation, molecular function: protein binding. Lineage: Eukaryota; Metazoa; Chordata; Actinopteri; Scatophagidae. Bases 109 to 1923 code for a protein of 604 amino acids. Gene Ontology annotation, cellular component: membrane attack complex. The record is from RefSeq and is a predicted model, not a curated record.